This is a messenger RNA of Caenorhabditis angaria, 7295 nucleotides long. Lineage: Eukaryota; Metazoa; Nematoda; Chromadorea; Rhabditida; Rhabditidae. The record is from the annotation of a GenBank genome assembly.
AUGUCAUUCCGUUUCGUUUUCACAACUUCACGUCGUUUUGCCUCCAACACAAAACUCCUCAUAAAUGAGCCGAAAUUCGCGUUUUUGAAAGAACUCGGGCUCAAAGAGAAUAAUACUGGAGUUUUUAAUGGAAAAUGGAAGGCGAGUGGACCGAUUGUGCAAUCUUAUGCUCCGGCCACAAAUACACCAAUUGCUCAUGUUAGUUUUUUUUUCUGGGAGGGGGAAGGUUGAGGAAAAUGGGAAUUUUUGAGCUGAAAAUCACGAAAAUUGGCCGAUUUCAAGCUGAAAAUUUAAUUUUUCAUGAAUUUUUGACCCAAAAAAAGCCACGUGGCAUUUUUUGUUUGAAAAUUCAAAGUCUUAUGAAAAUGGGGAUUUUUGAGCUGAAAAUCACGAAAAUUGGCCAAUUUUAAGCUGAAAAUCUGAAUUUUUCAUGAAUUUUUGACCCCAAAAAAGCCACGUGGAAUUUUUUUUUCUUCAGAAAAACCGUAAAAACUUUUAAAAAAUUUUUUUAUCGUGGAAUUUUGAAACAGCAAAUUUUUAAAUUCAGAAAAAUUUGAAUGAAAAAUUUUGGAGCGAAAAAUCCAGAUUCAAAAAUUUAGAAAAUUUUUGAAAUCAGAAAAAUUAAAAUAAAAAAAUUCAAAAUUUUUCGUCAAAAAAAGCCACGUGGCAUUUAUUUUUUUUUUUCAAAAAAACUGUAAAAAACUUUAAACAAAAUUUUUUAUCGUGGAAUUUUGAAACAGCAAAUUUUUAAAUUCAGAAAAAUUUGAAUGAAAAAUUUUGGAGCGAAAAAUCCAGAUUCAAAAAUUUUGAAAAUUUUUGAAACAGCAAAUUUUCAAAAAUAAAAAUUCAAAAUUUCCGCGCCGAAAAAGCCACGUGGCAUUUAUUUUUCGAAAAUUAAAAAUUCAAAAUUAGCCGGCUAAAAAACCACGUGAAAUUUUUUCGAAAAUCAAAAUUUUGGAGCGAAAAAUCCAGAUUCAAAAAUUUUGAAAAUUUUUGAAACAGCAAAUUUUUCAAUUCAGAAAAAUUAAAAUAUUAAAUUUUGGAGCGAAAAAUCCAAAUUCAAAAAAAAUUUUCAAAUUAAAAAAGUCCAAAUUUGACGCCAAAAUCUACAGUAGUCACAACCGCGUGCUUUUUCUUUCCAGGUUCAAAAUGGUACAGUAGCCGACUACGAAAUCGCAGUCACCGAAGCGCGAAAAGCCUACCAAGAUUGGUGUGAAAUCCCAGCCCCACGACGCGGUGAAGUCGUCCGCCAAAUCGGCGACAAACUCCGAUCUCAACUCACAAAUCUCGGUCGAUUGGUCUCGCUGGAAAUGGGAAAAAUCCAAUCGGAAGGUGUUGGUGAAGUUCAAGAAUAUGUGGAUAUUUGUGAUUAUGCGACGGGGUUAUCGCGAAGUUUGGAGGGCAAAAUCUUCCCGUCGGAAAGAGCCGGACACGCACUUUUGGAGCAAUGGAAUCCGUUGGGAGUGGUUGGUGUGAUUUCGGCGUUCAAUUUUCCGUGUGCGGUUUAUGGAUGGAAUAAUGCGUUGGCUCUGGUGACUGGAAAUGCGGUCGUUUGGAAACCGGCACCAUCUACACCAUUGGUUGCUAUUGCUACUACAAGGUGACUUUUUUCUCUCCGCAAGCUCAGCUUUCCAGAAAAUCUGGAGAGUUAAGGUAACUUGGCCGCUGCGCGGAAGAUUGCGGCGCUGCGCGCAAGCUUGCGGUUUACACUCGCGACUUGCGUCGCUCGAAGACUAGCUAAGCCUAAGCCUAGCUAAGCCUAAGCCUAGCUAAGCCUAAGCCUAGCUAAGCCUAAGCCUAGCUAAGCCUAAGCCUAGCUAAGCCUAAGCCUAGCUAAGCCUAAGCCUAGCUAAGCCUAAGCCUAGCUAAGCCUAAGCCUAGCUAAGCCUAAGUAACCUGAAAAGCCUAAAAACCCUAAAGCCUGAGGCUUAACUUAUUCAGCAAAAAAGUUAUCCCAACUUAGGUAACUUGGCCGCUGCGCGGAAGAUUGCGGCGCUGCGCGCAAGCUUGCGGUUUACACUCGCGACUUGCGUCGCUCGAAGACUAGCUAAGCCUAAGCCUAGCUAAGCCUAAGCCUAGCUAAGCCUAAGCCUAGCUAAGCCUAAGUAACCUGAAAAGCCUAAAAACCCUAAAGCCUGAGGCUUAACUUAUUCAGCAAAAAAGUUAUCCCAACUUAGGUAACUUGGCCGCUGCGCGGAAGAUUGCGGCGCUGCGCGCAAGCUUGCGGUUUACACUCGCGACUUGCGUCGCUCGAAGACUAGCUAAGCCUAAGCCUAGCUAAGCCUAAGCCUAGCUAAGCCUAAGCCUAGCUAAGCCUAAGUAACCUGAAAAGCCUAAAAACCCUAAAGCCUGAGGCUUAACUUAUUCAGCAAAAAAGUUAUCCCAACUUAGGUAACUUGGCCGCUGCGCGGAAGAUUGCGGCGCUGCGCGCAAGCUUGCGGUUUACACUCGCGACUUGCGUCGCUCGAAGCCUAGCUAAGCCUAAGCCUAGCUAAGCCUAAGCCUAGCUAAGCCUAAGCCUAGCUAAGCCUAAGCCUUAAAAACCUUAAACAAUUUUUCUCUAAAAAAUUUGAAACAGUGAAUUUUUAUCGUUUUUUUUUUGGAAUUUUUGGAUCUUUUCAGCUUCAAAAAUUAACCCAAAUCUCAAAGUUACACUAACUUCUUCAGAAAAUCUGGUAAAGCCUAAAAGCCUAAGCGGAAGUCUAAGCCUAAGUCGACACCUUAAGCCUAAUUGGAAGGUUUAGCCUAAGUUAGGCCUAGAUAAGCCUAAGCCUAAACCUUAAACAAUAUUCUCUCUUUUAAAAUUUGAAACAGCAAAUUUUUAUCGUUUUUCAGUAGACUGCCCAUCAAUUUAUUUUCCAAAAAUUUUUUUUUCAUAAUUUUUUGAAACAGUGAAUUUUUAUCAUUUUUGAAAAUUUUUGGAAUUCACCAAAAUCUCAAAGCUACACUAACUUCUUCAGAAAAUCUGGUAAAGCCUAAAAGCCUAAGCGGAAGUCUAAGCCUAAGUCGACACCUUAAGCCUAAUUGGAAGGUUUAGCCUAAGUUAGGCCUAGAUAAGCCUAAGCUAAAUUACCUGAAAUCCUUUUUAAACCUAGAAAAAAUUUGAAAGUCGUAUCAAUUUUUUUGAAAAAUAUUUGGUUUUUCACAAUUUUUUGAAACAGUGAAUUUUUUUUUGAAAAUUUUUGGAAUUUUUUGAUUUUUUUUAGCUUUAGCUUCAGAAAUUAACCCAAAUCUUUAAAAAUGUUGAAAAAAUCUGAAUUUUGAUCUGAGCUUUUUGAGCCGAUGAGUUUGAAAAAAAUAUUUUUUUCCAAAAAACUCUAGAUCUUUCUACAGUAACCUAUCAAAAAUCCCCGAAUUUUCCAGAUUAGUCGAACAAGUUUUGGUUGAAAACAACAUCAAUCCCGCACUUUGUUCAUUGGUUUGUGGAGAAGGAGAUGUUGGACAAGCAUUGGUCAAAGAUAAACGAGUUGAUUUGGUUUCGUUUACUGGAUCGACUGAAGUUGGUAGAAUUGUUGGACAACAAGUUCAGGCCAGAUUUGGAAAGGUGAGGGGGGAUUUGGGGGUUUUGUGGGAAAUUUUUGGCUCAAAAUGUUGAAUUUUCAUUAAAAAAUGUAUUUUCGGCGCCAAAUUUGCGAUUUUAAAAAAUUUGAAACAGUAAAUUCUGAAAAUCAAAAUUUUUAUGAAACCAAAAAAAAUAUUUCAAAUUAAAUCCACGUGAAUUUUUCUGGCGCUAAAUUUCAAAAUUUGAAAAAAUAUCUAGAAAAAUCCACGUGGAUUUCAAAAUUGGAAAAAAUAUCUAAAAUUUUCGAAACAGUAAAAUAAAUUCUUAAAUUCAAUUUUAAUAAAUCUACGUGGAUUUUUCUGGCGCUAAAUUUCAAAAUUUGAAAAAAUAUUCCACGUGGAUUUUUUUUUUCUUCAAAAAAAAACCGUAAAAACGUUGACAAUUUUGGAGCCAAAAAUCCAGAUUCAAAAAUUUGGAGAAAUUUCGAAACAGUAAUAAAUUCUUAAAUUCAAUUCGAAAAAAUCCACGUGGAUUUUUCUGGCGCGAAAAAAUCCGAUAAAAAAAUUUAUUUUUGGUGCCAAAAAUUUUCGAAAAUGUAAAUUUUGAAAAUCAAAAUUUUUUUAAGAAACUCAGAGAAAAUUUUGCCCCCGGGCUGCCCGUAGGAAUUUGGUUUGCCCCUAUUUUCGGGGUGUUGCCCUUCGGACCAGCACGAAGGGCAAAUUUUCUAAUGGGUAUUUUUUGAGCACGUGACCUAGUUUUGUGACCUAGUUACGUUUUCGAUCACAAAAAAUAAUAAAUUUCUUUCAUUUCACUUAUUUCGGUAUUCAAGAAAAUAGUUGGGAACUCAAUUUCAAUUUAUAUGCUACAAGUUCCAAAAAAUUGCAAAGUGAAAAGCAGGAACAGGAAAUCAAGAAAUUUAUAUUAUGAGUAUUUCUAUUUGGAAUAUUUGUGAAUUUGGAAAAUUGUGUCAUCUCACGCUGCCCAAGUCCGAAAUUGCAGAAGUCAGAGAAUGUGCUCAUUAGAAAAUUAUUAUUCGAUGUUCCGACUGUUAUUUCGAGAAUGUAUAGCAGGGCCGAAAUUCCGAAAACUAUGAAUGAGAAUUCUGAGAAGCUUCAUUUUUAUAAAAUAAAAGUUUUCUCUUUGAAAUAUGUUUUUAUUUCGAUUAAUUUUUAUCAAAUAGAUUAACUAGAUUUCCGAAGGUAACCACCAUUGUGAAUGAUUUCCUGGCGCAAGAUUUUUUUUUGAAUUUUGCCAUGGCGAAAAUUAAAAAUUAAAACAGUAAUGAUUUUUUCCACGUCAAAAUUUUUAAAAUUUAAAAAACGUCAUACCCUAGUUUUUCUUAAUUGCCCCUAGGCCGCCCCUUGAAUGCACUAGUGUUGCCCUUAGGACCAGCCCUCGGGGCUCUCCAAGGGGCUGCCCAUGGACCACCUUUUCUCUGAGAACAAUGAAAUCUUUCAAAAUAAUUCCACGUGGAUCUUUGGCGCCAAAAUUUCAAAAUUCAAAAAAAAAUAUUUCACGUGGAUUUUUGGUCCUCAAAUAAUCCAUGAAAAUACAAAUCAAUUUUUGACACCCAAAUUUUCAAAAAUAAAAAUUUCUAGAAUUUUUGAAACAGUAAUAAAUAUUAAAUUCAAUUUGAAAAAAUCCACGUGGAUUUUUCCGGUGCUAAAUUUCAAAAUUCAAAAAAAAAUCUAGAAAUUUUUUUCUGAAACAGUAAAUUCUUAAAUUAAAUUCAAAAAAAUCCACGUGGAUUUUUCUGGCGCUAAAUUUCAAAAUUCAAAAAAAUAUCUAGAAAUUUUUUUUGAAACAGUAAAUUCUUAAUUUAAAUUUUUUAAAAACCACGUGGAUUUUUCUGGCGCCAAAAUUUCAAAAUUCAAAAAAAAAUCUAGAAAUUUUUUUCUGAAACAGUAAAUUCUUAAUUUCAAUUUUAAAAAAAACCACGUGGAUUUUUCUGGCGCGAAAUUUCAAAAUUCAAAAAAAAAUCUAGAAAAAUCCACGUGGAUUUCAAAAUUUCAAAAUUCAAAAAAAAAUAUUUCCAGCAUCUCCUCGAACUUGGCGGAAAUAAUGCGAUCAUCGUCAACGAAGAUGCCGAUUUGAAUAUGGUUGUACCAGCCACGGUGUUUGCGGCCGUCGGAACUGCUGGACAAAGGUAUUUUCAUUUUCAGCCCGAGAAUUUCAGCUUUUUGAAAAAAAUCUGAAAUUAUUUUCAGAUGCACCACAACUCGCCGCCUCAUAAUCCACGAAAAAGUGUAUGAUCAGGUUUUGGAGCGGUUGAAAAGCGCCUACAAACAAUUUGAGUCGAGAAUCGGAUGUCCGCUCGAGCAGAAUACGAUUAUUGGACCACUUCAUAAUGAGCAGGUCAGGUUUUGGGCGGGAAAAUUUGAAUUUCCGCGAAUUUUUUGGGGGAAAAUAUGUUCAGAAAUUUUUUCCUAAUUAUUUAGUUAAAGUAAUUAAUAAACUCAAUUAGGAACUUCACUAAUUAGGCCCUAAUUAAUCUCUUAAGCCUAACUAAAGUCCUAAGCCUAAGCCCGAAAUUUUAAGCCUAACUGGAUGGUUAGGCCUAAGCCCAAGUCGGACAAAAUCUUAGGCCUAACUAAAGUCCUAAGCCUAAGCCUGAGCCAAAAUUUUAAGCCUAACUGGAUGGUUAGGCCUAAGCCUAAGCCAAAAUUUUAAGCCUAACUGGAAGGCUAGGCCUAAGCCUAAGCCGAAAACAUAAGCCUAACUGGAAGGUUAGGCCUAAGCCUAAGCCGAAAACAUAAGCCUAACUGGAUGGUUAGGCCUAAGCCCGAAUCGAAAAUCAUCACCCCCAAAUUCCAGGCUGUCCAAAAAUAUCAAGCAUCAAUCUCGGAAGCCAUCUCAGCUGGCGGAAAAAUCGAAUACGGUGGAAAAGUGCUGGAAAAAUCGGGAAACUUCGUGCUACCAACAAUUGUGACCGGACUCAAACACAAUGCUGAAGUUGUGCUCCGAGAAACGUUUGCUCCGAUCUUGUAUGUCUUCAAAUUCAGGGAUUUGAAUGAGGCGAUUCGGAUUAAUAAUGAGGUAGGCUUGGAGAGUUAGCCUAACUCUCCAGGUUUGCGGAAGAAGUUAGCGUAACUUUGCCUUUUUUCCAGGUCGCGCAAGGUUUGAGCUCCUCACUAUUCACCAAAAAUAUUCAAAAUGUUUUCAAAUGGAUGGGGUGAGCAUUUUUGGGGCUUAAAAUGAGCUAUGACGUGGCAAAAAAACAAUCUGAAAAAGCGAAUUUCGCUCCUGAAAAAAAUACGUUUCAAAAUUGAGAUUAAUUUUUUUGUUGAAUUCAAAUCUUCAGUAGUUUAUCAAGUUGCUUAAGCAAAAAAAAAUCGAAAAAUCGUCAUUUUUCAGCUGAGCUAUGACGUGGCAAAGAAAAUAUUGUGGAAUUUUUGGAUUGAAAAUUUUUGGAUUUUUUUUGGAAUCUCAAGAUUUUCAGCUUCAAAUUGAGCUAUUUGAAUUUUUUUUGAUAAUAAAAAGUUUUAGAAAAAAUCCCCUUUGAAAUUUUUGAAUUUCUCUUUAAAAAAUUCCUGGAAAAAAUAGGUUUCAAAAUUGAAUUUUAGGUAAAAAAUCCCCAUAUUUUUUCAGCCCAAAAGGAAGUGAUUGCGGAAUUGUAAAUGUGAAUAUCCCAACAUCUGGCGCUGAAAUUGGUGGAGCAUUUGGCGGGGAAAAAGAAACUGGAGGCGGAAGAGAAUCGGGUUCCGAUUCAUGGAGACAAUAUAUGAGAAGAUCCACUUGUACUAUUAACUACAGUAAUCAAUUACCAUUGGCCCAAGGGAUUAAGUUUGAGUAA